UGUAGUCUGUGUUGUCCAGCGGAUUCCCUUGUUUUCUAUCCCUCCUCUCCUUCCAGACGAAGGGGCGGCAUCGAACCAUUUUCAUCACAAACAGCGACGCUUCCCUUUUUUCAAACCGUAGAACUCCGGGACAAAGCCUCGUUGGUUGUGAACCUCCUCCUCCACCGCCACUGAUCGAAGGAACCUGCUGGUCCCCGGGUCCACCUGAUGAGCAUGAGCCUGAAAACAGAACCCUCUAACGAUGGUCCCGCUGUGACAGAAGAGGUGAGCAAAGCGACUUCGCCUGAGAAGAAAGAGAAGAAGCCAGAGGAUGUGGCUGAGGAGGAGGAGGAGGAGGAAGAGUAUGUCGUGGAAAAGGUCCUGAAUCGGCGGGUGAUGAAAGGGAGAGUGGAGUAUCUUCUCAAGUGGAAAGGCUUCUCUGAAGAAGAUAACACGUGGGAGCCAGACGAUAACCUGGACUGUCCAGAUUUGAUUGCAGAAUUUCUGCAGUCCCAGAAAACGGCUCACGAUGGAAAGAGGAAGGCGGGAGGAGAGGCCGAGGGAGACGAGAGUAAAUCCAAGAAGAAGAAAGAUGACCCAGAGAAGCUCCGGGGCUUCGCUCGAGCUCUGGACCCAGAGAGGAUCAUCGGGGCCACAGAUUCCACAGGAGAACUCAUGUUCCUCAUGAAAUGGAAGAACUCGGACGAGGCCGACCUGGUGCCGGCGAAGGAAGCCAACGUGAAGUGUCCGCAGGUCGUCAUCGCCUUCUACGAGGAGAGACUCACCUGGCACUCGUAUCCCAGCGAAGACGAGAAGAAGGAGGACAAGAACUAACACGGGCGAAGAAAGGGAAUUCCAUUGUACUUUCAACAGGGGGGGGGGGGGGGGGGGGGGGGCAGGCAGCAGAGACAAGUGAGACACCACUGGACUCACUCGUCUCUCGGUGUAGUAUCACUCGUUCGAUUCUACUUUUAUCUGGAUGCAGUCUCCAUGUAUAUAAGCUUCAGGUCCAUCUGUUCAUUCUCAGUAUCCGUUCCAGUUUUAACGAGUCGAUUAAACGAGACGUUUUCAGUGUUCUCUCCGCUCGACGUGGAAUCAGACGUUUUCAUUUCAUCAUUGUGCCAUGUGCUCGGUUCACCGGUGCUUUUUUCGAGGGAGACACUUUUCCCUCUUAGCCGCGACCUUCGACCUUGUUCGGUGUUCGGUGAUGAAGUCUCUUUCAGUGAGUCGUUCUCUGUCAUGUGUUUCAUUGUGUGUUGCUUCUCACUUUUUGAAAAUAAACCACUUUUUGUUAA
Molecule: messenger RNA, 1274 nt
Organism: Platichthys flesus (European flounder)
Lineage: Eukaryota; Metazoa; Chordata; Actinopteri; Pleuronectiformes; Pleuronectidae
Gene: cbx1b
Product: chromobox homolog 1b (HP1 beta homolog Drosophila)
Exons: 6
Coding region: 208-813 (201 amino acids)
Biological process (GO): chromatin organization; negative regulation of transcription by RNA polymerase II
Cellular component (GO): nucleus; pericentric heterochromatin
Molecular function (GO): chromatin binding
Source: RefSeq, a predicted model, not a curated record